UCUUGAGAUUAUUAAAAGUAAAUAAUUUUCAUAGUUGUGUUUUCUAGUUUCCUUUUUUAUCAAUGAGUUUAUGGACAUAUGUGCAUGUUUUAUGGCUUCUUUAUGAUCUCAUUUUGUAUAUAUAACUUAUCAAAUCUCUACCUUUGAUUGAGAUUCUUCAGUCAUUUCCUCUUUCUUUCUCUCUCCCUCUUUUCGCUUGACUGAAAUCACCUUCUUUUAAAUAUCAUCUCUUCUUCUUAGGAUCUCAAUCUUCAUUUCAAGCAAAGAAGGUUGAUUUCAUCUGAAACUAUGGAGUGGACAAGCAAUAUUGAAAGUGCCUUAAGAAGUAAUCACGGCAGAAGUGGACAUGAGAACUUCUCACUUCUGCACCUGUUUCAACAUUUAAAUGGUGGCGUAUUUGAUGAUCAAGAGGAAGUUGAUUAUGCUAAGGCAGUAUCGCUCUCAGAAAUGGAAGCUGUAAAGCAGGAAGCAUUGAUCAUUGAGAAACAAAAGAUGAAAGUCAUCACAUCCCAAAUUGAAGAAGAUGAGGAGCUCGCCAAUGCAAUGCAACUGAGCUUAGUCAUGGAGUGUUCUCUUUCAAAUAACAGUGCACAUGCUUCUUCCUCUCGACCUUUUCUGGCCUCUGCAUCCAAGAUAAUCUGUGCUAGAUGCAAUACCGAGAUAAGCAUACGCGAACAUGUUUUCGAACAUAAUGGUAUUGUUUGGCAUAUAGAAUGUCUCGUAUGUCAUACUUGCAAACAACUAAUCAAAGAUGAUGAGUUAUGCAUGUUUGAAAAUCGACCUUAUCACACAUCUUGUCCAAGGAAUUUGAGGCAUUCUAAAUGCUAUGUAUGCAACAACUUUAUCCCACAUAGUAAUGGGGUGGUUGAAUUUCGAGAGCAUCCUUUUUGGAAACAAAAACAUUGCCCUUCCCAUGCAACUGAUGGAACUUCCAUUUGUGUUAGUUGCGAAAGAUUACAGCCAAAAGGAAUCAACUACAUUCUACUUAAAGAUGGCAGAAGCUUGUGUCCAAACUGUUCUAGCUUCAAGAUUAUGGACACCAAUGAGUGCCAGCCUCUCUUCCAUGAGAUACAAGAAUUCUUCUCAAGUUUAAACAUGAAACUUAACCAAGAAAUUCCAUUGGGGAUGGUUGAAAGGGAAGCAUUGAACAAUGCCAUGGAAGGGGAAAAGAAUGGACAUCACCAUUUAUCCGAAACUCGUGGGCUCUGCUUGUCAGAAGAGCAAACCAUUCCAAUUAUUCAUGAGAUGAAACAUAUUGGGAGUCGUUCAAUCCUUGAGUUACUCACAAAGCAACGCAGACUUGUUCGUAAUUGUGAAGUUACGGCUAUACUCAUCCUAUAUGGCCUUCCCAGGUUGUUGACAGGAUCCAUUCUAGCACAUGAGAUGAUGCAUGCUUGGUUAAGGCUUCAAGGUUAUCCGAAUCUAAAACCAGAAAUUGAAGAAGGUAUCUGCCAAGUCCUAGCUCACAUGUGGCUGAAAUCCAAAAUCAAUGUGGGAUCUGAAACUGCCAUGGGUGCUGCUAGUUCAUCUUCUUCCCUGCGACCUCCACGUUCAAACAAGGACAAGAAACUGAGUGAAAUAGAGAAGAAACUUGGCGAAUGUUUCAUACGCCAAAUCGAACUGGAUGAUUCACAAGCCUAUGGAGAUGGGUUCAGGGUGGGAGAGCAGGCAGUUUCCAAGUAUGGUUUGAAGAAAACUCUUGAUCAUAUCAAACUCACUCAAACUUUCCCAGUUUGAAAGUUGAUAUUGUAGAAAAGAACACACGGGGAUUGAUUGUACGACGUUGGUAAAAAGUGAAAACAUGUAAUAAAAUGGAUAGUCAUGCCAGUUAAAUGUUCUUAUCUGAUUAGUUUUUAAUCAUAACCCUCUGAUGAUGAAAUGUGGAAAUGAAUUAUUGGCACCAUGUUUUUCCAAA
Molecule: messenger RNA, 1915 nt
Organism: Cucumis sativus (cucumber)
Lineage: Eukaryota; Viridiplantae; Streptophyta; Magnoliopsida; Cucurbitales; Cucurbitaceae
Product: protein DA1-related 1
Exons: 11
Coding region: 289-1737 (482 amino acids)
Molecular function (GO): ubiquitin binding
Source: RefSeq, a predicted model, not a curated record